Molecule: messenger RNA, 1598 nt
Organism: Frieseomelitta varia
Lineage: Eukaryota; Metazoa; Arthropoda; Insecta; Hymenoptera; Apidae
Product: lipid storage droplets surface-binding protein 2-like
Exons: 4
Coding region: 116-922 (268 amino acids)
Biological process (GO): lipid storage; positive regulation of triglyceride storage
Cellular component (GO): cytosol; lipid droplet
Source: RefSeq, a predicted model, not a curated record
CUCUUAUGUAUCGUCAGUGCUGCCGGAUUUGUCGAGUAUACCAUCGGCUGUUCUGUUCGUUUCUGUUACUACAUUUUGCUCGCUGUUGCAUCAAAGAUUACACAAUAUCAAAAAAAUGGCAAACAAUAAUAACAGUAUGCCUCACCUGGAAGUAAUUGAUCGCGUGAAAAACAUACCUGUUGUUCACUCGGCGAUAGAGAAGACUGAAUCUACGUACACUUAUUUGAAAGAUUCGAAUCAUUUGAUCAACUGGGCGUUAAAUCAUGCCGAAGCUGGACUUCAUUAUGCAACUGCCACUGCCGUCCCUCUUACCGUGCCUUUAGCGAAAAAAUUCGAAGGUCAGAUCUCUGCCGUUGACCAAAAGUUGUGCGAGGGAUUGAACAUGGUCGAGGAAAAAAUGCCGAUCGUGAAACAGCCACCUCAACAGAUUUACGAUGCUGCAAAGGCUGUAAUGGACAGCUCCCUGCAAUCAACAGUUGACAAAUUGCAAGCUGCGAAAGAGUCAGCGACGCAUCAAGCAUCAACUCUCAAAGAAAUUAGUAUUAAGAAGGCUAAUGAAUUGUUAAAUACCGAAUAUGGUAAUAAAGCAGUGCAAAGUAUCGAUGAUAUCGGCGUUCUCAUUAACGCUUUAUUGGAUCGUUAUUUCCCUCCGGUCGAAGGGGAAGAAAACAUGCCUGCUCCUGUGUCUGCCGACGAGAACAAAAUUUUACAUUCGGUGCAACUUGCUGGUCAAUUAUCCACGAAAACUGCCAAUCGGGUGUAUCAUUCGGUCGUAGCACAAUUAAGGACAUUGAAGAAAGAAGAUGUGUCAUCUUAUAUGUCGAGCGUAAUAUCUAUUCUUCAUCUAACGCAGUUUUUAAACUUGAACGAUCAGCAAAACGGUAAUAAAGAUUCAAAUCAAGAAAAUACGGAAAAGAAGUAAGCAGAAAUCUUACUGAUAAUAAUUGUACAAAUACAAUUGAUAAUAGUAACUAGAUAAUCACAUUCAUAUCUAAUUUUUGCUGACUCAACGUGAGAAAGAUUUGGACCUUAAUUUAUACAUGACUCAUAGAAACUAAUAGAAUAGAAAUUCCAAGUAUGUGUGUUCAUUGGUGUAAAUGUUUGUUACAUAAAGUUGAUAAGUUCAUUCGAAAUCACUCGAGCAAACAGAUUGAGAAAUAUAACUUAAAUAAGUGAUAAUUUCAAUUGCAAAAAUAUGUGAUAAUUUCGUAAGAAAAAGAAUAAUAAAUUUUUAUUCAAGAAAUGUAUGUAUGAAAUUUAUCUGGCUUUAAAUCACGUAAGGUUUGAAUUAUUUUUGGUCACUUUUUCUACUAUGUUUUGCUGUUAAUAGUAUAUUUAAUCUAUAAUUAAUCUAUAUACAUUUUUCGAAACAAACAAAUGUAACAAAAAUAAUGAAAACGAUAUCAUCCUUCAUUCAAUUAACUGCAAAUAAGUGUGAUAUUUGUGACAUUAGAAUACUAUUUUUACACAUAAUUCUAGCACUUUAUGUCAGACAUUUAACUUUUUAUACAAUUAAAUAUGUAAAGAGAAAGAGAGGCACACAAUUAAAAUUUAUUAUAUUUUUGUAAUAAAAGGAUCUGAAAAAUGUGAUAUCUAAA